Molecule: messenger RNA, 1296 nt
Organism: Serpula lacrymans var. lacrymans S7.9
Lineage: Eukaryota; Fungi; Basidiomycota; Agaricomycetes; Boletales; Serpulaceae
Exons: 4
Coding region: 47-1081 (344 amino acids)
Molecular function (GO): mRNA binding; metal ion binding
Source: RefSeq, a predicted model, not a curated record
GGGUCACUUCGCAGGGCCCUAUGGUAGGCCAGCAACGCAAGUGGAGAUGGACAUGACAGGCUCAAGUUCGCAAAAUGGCAAUGGACCAAGUGCAAACAAUCGCAAACUGGGCUUGUAUAAGACUGAGCUAUGCAGGUCCUGGGAGGAAAAAGGAUCUUGCCGAUAUGGGUCUAAAUGUCAAUUUGCGCAUGGGGAAGAAGAAAUCCGCAAAGUCGCUCGUCACCCAAAGUACAAGACUGAAAUCUGCAGGACUUUUUGGGUAUCAGGAGCAUGUCCUUACGGGAAAAGAUGCUGCUUCAUUCAUACAGAGCUUCCUGUACCGGGCAUUAUACAGGGCUCUGAUGGUGUUCCUCCUCCGCAAGUGUCAAAUGGGCGCCCAAGAUCCUUGAGUACCAAUAGUGAUCCGAACGAGACGUCUGUCUCUCUUCUUACUCGUAUCCAGCGUAAAAGCGAGGCGACAGCUCAUACCAGUGUUGCUCUACCAGUAGAGGCCGCACAGUCUCCGAGCCGCUUAUUCAACUCACGGCCACCUACAGGUUCGCUGCGCGUGGAUACUUCCGCUUUGAACAGUGUGGCAAAACAAAAUAAAUCCGCAUACCCUACGUUCACAAGUAACGGGUUGUUACUUCGUGCUUCUGAACAGACCUCAAUCAAAUCUCCCGUCCCUCUCACGGCAGGUCCUGAUUUGGGCAGGUCUAACAAUACACGGCUUGAUAUCAUGGGAUUUAACCAGCGGCUCAGGAGUGUUGCUCAAAACCCUGAUAUAUUCCCUUCGUUCGACGGGCCCGAAGUGAAGGGUGAUCUUACAGCACCGUCCUCACCUACGGGCUCAAAUCAGCGCUCAUCUUAUAGAAUAUCUUCUACCGAUUACCGCUCCAACAUGUAUAACGCUCCGCACUCUCAACACGUAAGAUCCGGGAGUGCCGGAAAUUGGGUCAGUUUCAACCAGAGUAGGCAUGUUGCUACACCUUCAUACCCCCUUCCAUCUGAUGGUAGCGGAGAAACCACCUCCAAUGUUCCUUGGUCUACUUCAGAGUUGGCUGUUGGCUCCUCUCGACUUGAUGAUAAAUCGUGGGUUUGAAUUGGGGUGCGGACUGGAAAAUACGUCCCCAUUUGAAUAUCACAAGUCCGGGAGUCCGGACAGUUUCUAUAUAAUCUAUUGUCGCAUAUGUUUACGUCGGAAGAAAGUGGUUCUAUAUACCUUUAAGCGCAAAUACCUUUGUUAUGCUCGAGUACCUCACACUACAUUUGAUUACAUCAUCGCUUAUUAUAUUCCGCCUGUGACUUAGUCUUGUC